Molecule: messenger RNA, 938 nt
Organism: Cryptosporidium muris RN66
Lineage: Eukaryota; Apicomplexa; Conoidasida; Eucoccidiorida; Cryptosporidiidae
Product: uracil-DNA glycosylase family protein
Exons: 4
Coding region: 78-911 (277 amino acids)
Biological process (GO): base-excision repair, AP site formation via deaminated base removal; base-excision repair
Cellular component (GO): mitochondrion; nucleus
Molecular function (GO): uracil DNA N-glycosylase activity
Source: RefSeq, a predicted model, not a curated record
GAUACUGAGUCUAAGUGUAGUCUUCCAUUUAUUUCCAAGGUUCGUGUUAUAACUCAUGAUUCCCGCUAAAAUUCUUCAUGCCCACGCUUGAUAACAAGCGAUCAGUUAAAGAUAUAUUGGAUACUGAAGGUUCUGUGGAGAGUUUAGAGAAGAAAACAAGGAAAAUAAAUGAAAACUGUAAUGGAAGUAACAAUGCAAUAAACUUGAUAACUUUUUCGGAUUGUUCUGAUAAUUUUCCAUAUGAGAGUUUGCUGAGGAGUUAUAUUGGGGAUGAGUGGUUUGAAUAUUUAAAGAGUGAACUAGCUCAACCAUACUUUACUAGAUGUUUUGAAACUGUUAGAAGAAAAAGGCAAAUAUCAAAAGUUUACCCUUCAGAACAAAUGAUGUUUUUAGCUUUCAAACUAACUCCAAUAAGUAAAGUUUCAGCAGUAAUUAUAGGCCAAGAUCCUUAUCACCAACCUGGCCAAGCAAUGGGUCUCUGCUUUUCUGUACCGAAGGGAGUUACAGUACCACCAAGUUUGCGAAAUAUUUACAAAGAAAUAGGAUGUACUGAUGUUCCUCAUGGGGAUUUAACUUCUUGGGCCAAUCAAGGAGUAUUCAUGCUUAAUUCUUUACUUUCAGUUGAAGAAGGAAAGCCAAUGUCUCACAAGGGCCUGGGAUGGGAGCGUUUUACAAGCGCAGUUAUAUCUACUUUAAACUCUAUAGACCGGAAGAUAGUGUUUUUACUUUGGGGGAAGUCGGCACAAACAAAGGCUGAAAAUGUCUGCAAAAACAAACAUAAAGUACUUAAGAGUGCUCACCCUUCUCCUUUGUCACAGAAGAAUUUUAUUGGGUGUGGGCACUUUAUAAAGUGUAAUGAUUUCUUGCGCGAACUCAACAGGCCUGAGAUAGAUUGGGUUCCUACUAAAUAAAAUCUAGUAGUUUGACUAAAAGUUUAA